UACUUUGAAAGGGAAAGACUUAGCAAACCACGGAAAGGUGGAUUUGGAUGAUGAGCUUUCAUCAGGUCAAUUUGGAUUAAAGGAGUCAGAUGACGGUGACGGCAAAUCAAUAGUUGGUCACCAGGCCUCCACUGUAGCAACUGAAGGAAGUCUGGACUUUGGUGAAAACAGUUCACCAGAAAAAAGUGAAGCUGCUUCUCUUGAGAAAAAACUGAACAUGAAGGAUGCUCCCUUAGCAGAGCCGGGUAAGACUCAAAUGUCGUCGACACCUGGAAAAAUAGAGGAUUUAGAGAUCGGCAGCUCCACAGAUACCCUGAAAGGGAAAGAUUCAGCAAAUCAAGAGAAGGCGGAUUUGGAUGAUGAGCUUUCAUCAGGUCAAUUUGAAUUCAAGGAGUCAGAUGACGGUGACGGCAAAUCAACAGUUGGUCACCAAGCCUCCCCUGCAGCAGCUGAAGGAAGCCUGGACUCUGCUGACAACAGUUCACCCGAGAAGAGUGAAGCUACUUCUGUUGAGAAAAAACUGAACAUGAAGGAUGUUCCCUUAGUAGGUACGUUGCAGGAUAAAGUUACAGCAAUCCAAGAAAAACUGGAUUUGGAUGAUGGACCUUCCUCUGAUUAUUCUACAUCCAAGAAGGAAUCAUAUGAUGAUGGAAGCAAACCAAAAGGAACAGCUAAAAGUGAAGGUUCCGUAAGUGACAAAGGAGUGGAUUUUACAGCUUCUUCGUCAGUUACAGAGUCGGAGAAAACUCAAGUUUCAUCGGUAUCUGGAAAAAAAGAAGACUUAGAGAUCGGCAGCUCCACAGAUCCUUUGAAAGGGAAGGACUCAGCAAACCAAGAGAAGGUGGAUUUAAACGAGGAGCUUUUAUCAGGUCAAUUUGGAUUGAAGAAGGAGUCAGAUGUCGAUGAUGACAAAUCAACAGGUAUUUUAGUUGGUCACCAGGCCUCCCCUGUAGCAGCUGAAGGAAGCCUGGACUUUGCUGACAACAGUUCACCAGAUUAUUUUACACCCAAGAAGGAAUCCGUAAAUGAUGAUGGAAGCAAACCAAAAGGUACAAUUGACGAAGAGACUAAUAUGGCAGCCGAUGGAAACCUGGCUAUUGCUGACGUUGACAGCAGUUUCUCAGACAAAAGCAAGGCUACUUCCGGUGACAAAAACCUGGAUUCAAGCAAUACGUCUGUGGAAGUUCUCAAAGAGGCACAAGUUGAGGCUGCUGAAGGAAACGAGGACUUUACCGUCAACAAUUCGUCAGAGAACGACAAUUCAGGUGAUCAAGAUGUGGAUCCAGACGAAGACCCCUUAGUUGUUCUCAAAGAGGCACAAGUUGAGGCUGCUGAAGGAAACGAGGACUUUGCCGUCAACAAUUCGUCAGAGAACGAUAAUUCAGGUGAUCAAGAUGUGGAUCCAGACGAAGACCCCUUAGUUGUGAUAGGAAAGGACUGUCUUCAGCAAGGUAACAAAGAAUACCUGCAGGGAGAUUAUCAUGGUGCAAUACAACUCUACACCGAGGGACUUCAACUAAACUGCAAAGAUAAUCGGCUGACAGCCAAACUCUACAAAAACUUUGAAAACAGCUUGGAUGAUGCCUCGGUUGCCGUUCAAUUGGAGCCAACUUUCACCAAAGCCCUUAAGAAAGGUCUCGGAAAGAGACGACGAGUAUACUAUCCAUCAUUUAUGGUCACUACAUCUGCCCUCGUUUUGAGGCAAAAACUAUGA
Molecule: messenger RNA, 1714 nt
Organism: Stylophora pistillata
Lineage: Eukaryota; Metazoa; Cnidaria; Anthozoa; Scleractinia; Pocilloporidae
Biological process (GO): establishment of mitotic spindle orientation
Cellular component (GO): cell cortex
Molecular function (GO): G-protein alpha-subunit binding; GDP-dissociation inhibitor activity
Source: RefSeq, a predicted model, not a curated record